AUGGCAUUCGCUGGGACGUGGCAGGUCUAUGCUCAAGAGAACCUGGAACCAUUCCUGAAAGCUCUUGCCUUGCCAGAUGACGUUAUCAAAAUGGCCAAAGACAUUAAGCCUGUUGUUGAGAUACAGCAAAAAGGAAAUGACUUUGUUGUGACAUCAAAGACACCCAAACAGUCUGUCACCAACUCAUUUACGAUCGGCAAAGAGGCUGACAUCACUACCAUGGACGGCAGGAAGCUAAAGUGCACGGUGAACAUGGUGAAUGGGAAACUUGUGUGCAAAUCAGACAAAUUCACCCAUGAGCAAGAAGUGAAAGGAAAUGAAAUGGUGGAGUCCAUAACGUUUGGUGGAGUAACACUCGUCAGAAGAAGCAAGAAAGUUUGA
Messenger RNA from Acanthisitta chloris (rifleman), 381 nucleotides. Its product is annotated as fatty acid-binding protein, liver. Gene Ontology annotation, molecular function: fatty acid binding. NCBI's taxonomy places the organism in Eukaryota, Metazoa, Chordata, Aves, Passeriformes, Acanthisittidae. The coding region runs from base 1 to 381 and encodes 126 amino acids. The record is from RefSeq and is a predicted model, not a curated record. Gene Ontology annotation, cellular component: nucleus; cytosol. The transcript is spliced from 4 exons. Gene Ontology annotation, biological process: fatty acid transport.